Messenger RNA from Oncorhynchus mykiss (rainbow trout), 4297 nucleotides. The record is from RefSeq and is a predicted model, not a curated record. NCBI's taxonomy places the organism in Eukaryota, Metazoa, Chordata, Actinopteri, Salmoniformes, Salmonidae.
AUAUGGCCGACCAGUUUCUUCAGAGCCUUUCAAUGACCAAUACAUAGCGUUAGCAAUCCGGUGUUUAUAUACAUCAUGAUGUGUAUGUAACCCAAAAAGUUGUGUUACAAGUUUCAGUAAGGAGCAUAUUAUUGCAUGCACGUGUAGUCAUAUAAAAACGAGGCGAUAGUUAACCUAUCAUUGUCUCCAGGAGAAUAUUUUUGGCAAUUCUAGUGCGGUGUGCAUGUGAAUCUAUUGGGCGAUUGUGCAUUUGCCCACCAGAUGCUCAGCUCAUUUCCUGGAUUUAUGUACAGUAAAGCAGCGGCAUACAGUAUGGAAAAUACACCAAAAAACAAACUUCACUACUAGAAAACAGUAAAUAACUCCUGGACAAUCAAUCAUGGAUGGUUCUACGAAUAGUCUAGAUGAUGUGUCGGCAGGCAGCAGCGCUGAGUACCCAGACCGGGUGUCCGUGAUGGAAGGGCGCCUUCAGUUGCAGGAGAACGAGAUCACUCUGCUCAAGUCGUCACUGGCCGACGCGCUGCGCAGGCUCCGCCUCCACGACCAGCUGAUCCCCCUGCUCAAACAGCAGCUCAUCGCAGUGAACCCUGCAGCGGCCCGUGUCCUGAACCAAGUCUUCUGCUCUGAUGGUUUCUCCAGCUCUCGUAAACUGUCGUCCAGCUCGGCCCUUGAUGGCACCCACCACCCUGCCACCAGCCAAGUGGGAAACAACAUUGAAGGUGAGAAUGGUCACUAUGGGGACAAUGGAUCCCUAGCCCCUAUGUGUAAGGCCCCUACAUAUGAUCGGGCUACCCAAACAGAGCUCACCCCGCUGGGGCAGGACCAGGGGCUAGACGGGGUCCCCCUGGCUCUCACCAGUGACAUCCAGAGCCUCUCCCUGGAAGAUGCCCUCCCCAAGGGUAUCUCUCUGACUGAGGGGUCCCAGGCCAAGCUCCACCGCAUCCAGGGGCUUGAAGAGGAUGAUGAGGAAGUGGAGAAGGAAAAGGACCUGAGCAGGACGUCUUCUGUAGAGGAGCCCAUCCACCCCACCACCAUCAGGAGCCUCCAGAGAGAGGACCUCCAGGACCCCAAUGGCUCCACGGAGAGCCUGAGUUCAGCCCGCCAGACCCCAAUCUCGGGGUCCCCAGUCCCCCCUAAGGACCUGCCCCCCAGCCCCCGGAGCGGACCUCUCUCCACUAUCCUGGAGGGCCAGAAUAAACCCUUAGUUCGCAGGAACAGUGAGAAACUGGCAAAGGACCCCCAGGAGAAGACCAAGAAGCGGUUGGACAAAAAGGCAGCUUCUUCGGCCAACCUCCUCACCCGAUCCCCCAGUCUGGAGAGCCGGACCAAAGAUCUCAUCGCCAGUGCAGGUUCUCCCGGAUCGAGACGAGGAACCCAAGGUCAAUCAAUCAAGAUGUUCAUCCGUGGCCGACCAAUCACCAUGUACGUCCCCUCCAACAUCCAGAACUACGAUGACCUGAGGAUGGAGCCACCUGUAGAGAAACUGGAACUCGAUUGGGUUUACGGUUACCGGGGGCGCGACUGCCGAGCCAACCUGUACCUGCUGGCGUCGGGGGAGGCAGUAUACUUCAUCGCGUGUGUGGUGGUGCUGUACCACAUCAACAACCGCACUCAACGCCACUACAGCAAACACACAGACUGUGUCCGCUGUCUAACCAUCCAUCCAGACAAGGUGCGGGUGGCGUCGGGACAGACGGCUGGGGUGGAUAAGGAUGGCAAGCCCCUGCAGCCUUAUGUCCACAUAUGGGAUUCCUCCACACUGAUCACCCUACAACAGAUAGGACUUGGCACGUUUGAGCGAGGUGUAGGAUCUGUGGCCUUCUCCUUUGCAGACUCUGGAGCCUUCCUCUGUGUGAUUGAUGACUCCAAUGAACACAUGCUGUCUGUGUGGGACUGCGCCAAAGGAACCAAGCACGCAGAGGUUAAGAGCACCAACGAGGCAGUGUUUACAGUAGAGUUCAACCCCAACGACAGCACCAACAUCAUCACCUGUGGGAAGUCUCACGUCUACUUCUGGACGCUAAGUGCUGGCUCUCUCACCAAGAAACAGGGCAUCUUUGGGAAAUACAAGAAGCCCAAGUUCAUCCAGUGCUUUGUGUUCAGCCUGACGGGAGACGUGCUGACUGGGGACUCAGAGGGGAACAUCCUGACAUGGGGCAAAUCACCCGGCGACGUCAAGACACUGGGGAAAGGGGCCAAAGUACCUCCUCAACCAACUAUGCUACCAGACUCCAUAGCUGUGACACUUUUUUUUCCCCUUGCUCUCCAAAUGUGUGAGACCUGUGACAAUAAGACAUUCCAGAUCAUGCGGCAGACGCGGGCCCACGACGGCAGUGUGUUUACUCUGUGUAUGCUGCAGGGGGGUGCUCUCCUCAGCGGCGGGGGCAAAGACCGUAAGAUCAUCCGCUGGAGCGCUGACCUUGCACCCGAGAGAGAGUGUGAGAUUCCAGAAAAGUUUGGGGCGGUCCGUUGCAUUGCGGAUGUAGACGGGGAAGAGUUGUUGGUUGGUACCACCCGAAAUGCCAUCCUGAGGGGCACUUUCUCUGACGGCUUUGUGGCUAUAGUACAGGGCCAUGUGGAUGAGAUGUGGGGCUUGGCCACACACCCCUCCCAGGAUGUCUUCCUCACCUGUGGACAUGACAGACAGGUGUGCGUGUGGAACACAGAGGAGCACAAACUGGACUGGUGCACCACGCUAGAGGAGUAUGGACUGUGUGCUGAUUUCUGUCCCAAUGGGGCUGUGGUGUCUGUUGGGCUCAGCACAGGCAGGUGGCUGGUCCUUGACCUGCAGACCAAAGACAUAGUCUCAGACUACACCGACGGGAAUGAACAGCUGUCCGUAAUGAGAUACUCAACAGAUGGUAGCUUCCUGGCAGUGGGUUCCCAUGACAACUUCAUCUACAUCUAUAACGUCACAGAGAGUGGACGGCGCUACUCCCGCUACGGAAAGUGUAACGGUCACUCCAGCUUCAUCACUCACCUUGAUUGGUCCAAAGACGGGAAGUACAUUAUGUCCAACUCAGGCGAUUACGAAAUCCUUUACUGGGACAUCGCUGGAGGCUGCAAACUGCUGAGGAACCGCUAUGAGAGCAAAGACAGAGAAUGGGCGUCCUACACCUGCGUACUGGGCUUCCACGUCAUGGGUGUGUGGUUGGAGGGUUCAGACGGUACAGACAUCAACGCCCUCUGUCGCUCCCACAAUGAGAGAAUGGUGGCGGUGGCCGACGACUUCUGUAAAGUCCACCUCUUCCAGUACCCCUGCCCUAAACCCAAAGCUCCAAACCACAGCUAUGAGGGCCACGGCAGUCACGUGACCAACGUGCGCUUCACCCACUGUGACAGUCACGUGCUCUCCAUGGGCGGCAAGGACACCUGUAUCCUCCAGUGGAGGGUCAAGAGAGGAGGGACGGGGGACAGCGGUGGAGACCGCCUACACUCCUCCUCUUCCACCUCAACCAGCUCCCCAGAACCUUAAGGGAGAGAAGGAGACAUGGAGAGAAAGACAGAGACUGAGAGAAUCAGAGAGAGGCUGAUAGAGAGACAAAGGGGAGAGAACGUUUACAGAGGGAGAGCGAGAGGGAGGGAGCAACUUAGAAAGAGAGUGGCUUCUGGACCUGUGGCGUAGUGUUUGUGUCUGGCUUUUAAAUCGAAGCAGGUUUAGGAAUCACAUCCCUGAUGUCCACAGGAUUCUCUGUUCAAACACAAUGGAGUUUUGUAAUGCAGAUAUGAGCCACACAUGACGUAAUGAAAACAUUUAAUACAUCUGGGCACAAUUUACUUCUCAGAAUGAGUGAAAUGCUGUUGCAUCUUUGUGAAUUUCCUAGAUUGAUGCAAUUGAAAAAGGUCAAACUGUUAACAACUGACUGUUGGGACUGCCAUCAAUUGUUGAAAACAUUCCAAAAUAUCCUAUUUUGUUUACUAAAUUGUUUACCAUGCCAACUUACCCUAUUGAUGUUUUAUGGUUGUCUUCUCAUAAAUGUCAUAUAAAAUCAUACAUAUCUUGUGCUGUUGCGAUCUAUGAAUAUUAACUUUUUAUGUGCUUCUGACAAAUUUUGCAUUUUGCCACAUGUUGACAAUCACUCAAGUGCCUUAGAAUUGAAUAACAAAAAUAUUUGCUUUACUCAUUGUAGUUUAAACUAAUCUCCUGAGUAUUAGACAAAUUUCCGAAAUGUUUACCUUCAUUGUACACUUUGCUUUUGUAUUGGAUUUCUUCUAUGUUUAUUUAAAAGUACUUUUGAAUGGGUCGUGGUUUUCUUUGUCUCCAGAUAUUUCGAUCAAUAAACUAUGACAAACUAGU